AUGCCGUCAAAAUUAUUUAUCGGUACGGUUUUGAUUUUGUGUUUAAUUCAUGCAAUACAUUGUCAUGAUGAUGAUGAGUUAACACACGAAAAACGACGAGAAUUAAUCGAACAAAUCAAGAAAUCGAAGUCUCCUCCAUCUUGGCUGGACCCUCGUCGGUUCUUGGAGCGAGCAGUGUGUCAAUCUGAUGUAUGUGAUAAUAGCAGUGUAAAAGCAAAAGCUUCAACAGUUGGUCUCACGAUUAUAUUAUGUGGUACUGGUCAACCGUUGGACAGUAGACGUGGUCGAGCAUGCACUGCAAUUCGUGCUGGUGAUGAAUAUAUGGUAUUUGACGUUGGAAUGGGCUCUGAAAUUUGCUUAAGUACAUUUAACAGAACCGAUUUGUCUAUUAAAGUGAGAAAAAUUUUUCUGACACAUUAUCAUAGUGAUCAUACAGGUGGAUUACCAAAUUUUUUGACAUUUGGCUGGCUCAAUAGAGGAUACAAAAUUGAUCUAUAUGGACCAGAUGGUGUCAUAAUGCAAAAUUUGACUGAAGGUAUGAGAAAAUUUUAUGUUGUUGAUGCACUACAGCGUGAAACAAAUUCCAAUUACACUACGAGGACGUGUGCACCAAUAUUCCAUUUGCCAAAUGAGCCAAAUUUGAGUCCAGUUCAAUUUGAUACACUUCAAUUUAAUUCUGUUCCAUAUAACACACCACCUUUCGAUAAUAAAACACGUGUACUGGUUUAUAAAAACACAACAUCUGGUCUUACAGUUGAGUCAUUUCGUGUCUAUCAUCAUAUUGCCAAUCCGGCUGUUGGUUAUCGAGUUACAUAUAAAGGAAAAGUUAUUGUUAUUAGUGGUGAUACCGUUGGAUAUCCAGUAUCAAAAGCUGUUUUUAAUGCUGCCCAGAACGCUGAUGUACUUGUCCAUGAAGUAAUAAACAAAACAUAUGUAACCAAACAACUCGCUAAUACUCCGGCUGAGGAGUUUUUUCGUAGUUGUCAAUUGUUACAAUCUCAUUCAACGAUUGAUCAAGUGGCAAACGUAGCAAAAGCGGCAAACGUUAAGCAAUUAAUUCUUACACAUAUUGUACCAUCACCAAUAACAACAGAGGAAGAAACAAUGUUAAAACAGAAGAUACAAAAAAAGUAUAAAGGCAAAGUUCUAGUUGGGAAUGAUUAUGAUUACCUUCAGCUAUGA
Molecule: messenger RNA, 1182 nt
Organism: Didymodactylos carnosus
Lineage: Eukaryota; Metazoa; Rotifera; Eurotatoria; Philodinida; Philodinidae
Source: the annotation of a GenBank genome assembly